AUGGCCCCGCUGGUUACGACCAAGGAUGGAUUAAGCACUCUGUACCAAGUUAUUGGCCUGGUCUGCCAAACCUUUGUUUACGGGAUCUACGCGAUUCUAGUUUUAUUAUCUACUCAUUACAUGGUGAAAAAGAGCCUCAGAUCUCCCAUACGAAGAUACCUCUUUAUCAUGUCGUUAUUCAUGUUCCUCGUCUGUACCCUCUACUGGAUUUUUAAGAUUCUUCGGCUCGGAUACUAUUUCUAUGGAUUCUACAUGACAAGCCCCCCCACACCGCCCGCUAUCCUAGAUCCAAUCAAUCAUAUAGCCGUUGUUCUGGCGGCGGUGUGUACUAUCAACUACUUCCUCUCCGAUUGCACGGUACUCUGGCGAGCGUGGGUUUUGUGCAGAAUGGACAUCAAAUAUCUACUCUACAUCCCGCUCUUCUUCCUAUUCGCAUGCGCCUGCACCUGUACCGCCACUAUAGUGAUCCGAAUCACUAUCGAGUGCAUGCGCGUUGGGGAUGGUCCGGAGCCCCCACAUCUUACCCACGCGCUUGAUAUAGUUCAAGUCGGGAAUCUACUUUUUUCGUUAGUCGUCAAUAUAUUGUCUACGCUUAUAGUCGCGUUGAAAGCUUGGCGACAUCGACGGUGGAUCAAGCACGAUUUGGCUCUUGAUCAUCGCAAAACGAAGGCAGAGAAGGUCUUGGUUAUACUUGUCGAAUCAGGGUUACUCUACUCUAUAUGCGGGGUCAUUGCCCUCGCCUCCACUCUCAUUCGACUACCAAUUGGAACAUUGGGUGACAUGUACUCCCCUGUGAAUUUCCAAAUAGCGGGGAUGUAUCCCAUUCUCGUUCUUCUCCUAGUCAGUCGUGGAAACUCGUUGGAAGAAACUAGCGCUUUUCAAGGCGUCACGAUUGGAGGUACUCCUCAUCGGAGCCCUCCAAGAUCAUCCCAGCUCGAAAUUGAGACUAUGCAAUUCCGUGUGCAGACGAUCCAAACGGACUCGUAUGACUCGCGUACUACAGAGGAUACGUUAUAA
Marasmius oreades (fairy-ring Marasmius) is the source of this 1017-nucleotide messenger RNA. RefSeq lists its product as uncharacterized. The transcript has 8 exons. NCBI's taxonomy places the organism in Eukaryota, Fungi, Basidiomycota, Agaricomycetes, Agaricales, Marasmiaceae. The record is from RefSeq and is a predicted model, not a curated record. The coding region runs from base 1 to 1017 and encodes 338 amino acids.